Vitrella brassicaformis is the source of this 2078-nucleotide messenger RNA. The record is from the annotation of a GenBank genome assembly. NCBI's taxonomy places the organism in Eukaryota, Vitrellaceae.
GGCAGCUCGAAAAGAGAUCGUUGCAAACAACAGAGCUCUCUCACGUCUCUUUAACUAACCAACACGUGCAUAUGAUAUGCAGCACCUCUACACCCAACGAACGACACGCCCUUACUCCCUUAGUGCUCAGCAGCAUGGUGGUCCUCAGGCUCCCCCUCCCCCUCGUUUGCACACACGAUCUGCACCUUGAGCACGCCCUUACGCUGCGCAUAAUGCAGGGCAUCAAGGGCUCGAUCCAGGGGGUACUCGGCCUCGAGAUACUUGCACACGUCUAUCAGACCUACACGCACACGCGCACACGCACCACCAACAGAGAGAGGGAAGCGAUUCCCACGCGUCUCACUCACGUCGGUGUGUGUGCAUGCGUGUGUACCAGCUUCGAGUACGCCGACAGCGACGCCCAUCGGACCACACCGAGAGCCCACCUGACAGACACACACCAGCAGACAUGAAGGAAUCAAUCAGUCGAGAUGCGCCGGCGUGUGAGUGGUGCCUACCCUACCAGCUGGACUUCCUUGACGACCAGAGGUGCCAUGUUGAACCCUUCGUCCUCCACACCCACCGCACAGGUCGUCUUCAGAAACAACACACCCUGCGGACGCACCUGCACACGGUGGCCACACACAAACGAAACGGCGGCACGCGUGAGAUCAUCAUCAGUUGCCCCAUCUACCCCUUUCUCUCUCGGUCACUGACUGACUGACCAUGUCCAUGGCCAGCUUGAGGCCAUUAGGGCUGCCCGUGGCCUCUACGACAAUGUCAUAGGCCGACUCCUCCUUCUCACGCCACUCGUGAUAUCUGUCGCCGUCCCGGCACUCGCACAUGGUGUCGAUGGGAGGGUGAAUCGACACAUCAGCGGCAUCAGACGCCUGCUGCUGCUGCUGCUGCUGGCUGGUGUGGGUGUGGGUGAGGAGGGCGAGCUUGGACGGGUGGCGGCCGACGAUGGUGACUGGCGAGCGGUUGCGCAUCGUCUUGGACUUCCGGAGAGGCGUCGGAGCGUUCUGACUUGCCCAGAACUCUACAUGGCAUGAAGGACACACAGAAGAGAGGAAUCCACUCCACUGAUCCAUCCAUCCAUCCAUCCAUCCAUCCAUCCAAAUGUGUCGUAUGUGCACACAAACAUACCCACCCUGGAAGGCCUGUGUGAGGUUCCAUCCCGACUGAUGCUGCCGCAGCACCUGAUGGAACCGCUCGUCAAAGACAAACAGCUGCAACACCUCAGCACACAGCAGCCCCAGCUUCCCGUCCCCGAUCACCAACAUGCGGUCCUCUCUUCGCAGCCGCCCCUGCUCCACCAGCCGGCAGGCCGCCGCAAGAGGCUCACAGAAGGCCGCUGCCGCAUCGGACACCUCAUCAGGCACGAGAUGCAGAUUGGCGAGCGGCACUGUGACGUAAUCGGCAAAGCAGCCGUCCCUGUUGAUAAUGCCCAAGCAGGUGCGUGAGGGGCAGUGGUUUCUCCGCUGCACUGGGUCUGGGGGGGUCUCGGGGUGACAUGCGGGGCAGGUGUCCUGGUCGCAGGGGAGGUUGAUCUCUGCGACGACUCGCCUGGACAGGUAUGGGUGAGAGGGGUCAUCCCGCCCGUCGACGGCCGUCACGCUGACCACCCGGCCGACGAACUCAUGGCCGAGGAUGCAGUGGAAGCCCUCCUUAUAGCCCUUGAGGAUCUCCUCGUCCUGAUGACAAUGGAUGACGGACGGCAGGCAGAUACACGCAUACACAGAACAGAAGCAUCAUGAUGCGAUGCAUGACAAUGAGCGGCUCCAUCUGCCCGACUGACUGACUGACUGGAUCUUCGCCCGUGCGCUCACCGUCUUGCAGAUGCCUGCCCUGAGCACACGAAGGAGGGCUUCGUCUGCCUGUGGGGUGGGUACUGGCAGAUCUUCUCUCAAGACAGCUCUGCCGUCAUCUACCUUGACGCCUCGCAUUGGCCGCAGCAGUUCUGUCCUUUCCCCUUGAAGUUCUCCCUCAAAGCGGUGGGUUGCCUUGCAUCCAAUGCUUCCUUCUUCUGACUUGUGAUUUUAUCGACGUCACACAGAUUCGUUCGUUCGUCAGCAAGGUCCCCGUGAGGUUAACGAACG